AUGGGCACUAUAUCUGCGACCUUGGACCUUGCUCAAGCUUAUCCUUACCAUACCAUUACCGCCUCGCUCUUCUUCAUACUCGUCGUAAACGCACUCUUUUUCCGAAAGCGGGCGAGCAGCCUUCCUCUCCCUCCAGGACCCAAGGGCUUUCCCCUCAUUGGGAAUAUCUUCGAUAUCCCAACAGAUAAGCCGUGGUUGGUCUACAACGAAUGGGCAAAGAUCUAUGGCGAUAUGAUCUACUUCAAGGUUCUGGGACAGCCCUUCCUCGUCCUCCAUACCCUGGAGAGAACCUACGACAUCUUUGAAAAGAGAUCCUCGAACUACUCAGACCGUGCACGGAUGCCCAUGAUUCUCGAGCUAAUGAACUGGGAUUAUAACAUGGCGUUGCUACCCUACGGUACGUGGUGGCGUCGUCAUCGACGAGCUUUCCACGAGCAUUUCCAUCCCGGAGUUGUGGCGAAGUACCAGCCAAUACAAAGUCGCGAAGCGAGGGGAUUUUUAUAUCGUCUUCUCGUCUCUCCAGAGAACUUCAGGCAUCACAUCAGACAUGCCUUCGCAGCUACCAUCAUGAGCAUUGCAUACGGAAUUACCGUGAAGGAGUCCAACGAUCCAUACAUCUUGAACGCCGAGGAAGCUUUGGAGGGAUUGUCUGAGGCUGGUGUUCCAGGACGCUUCUUGGUCGACCUCAUUCCAGUUCUCAAGUACGUCCCGAAAUGGUUUCCUGGAGCCAACUUUAAGCGCAAGGCUGCGAGAUGGCGGAAAGUGAACGUGGAUGUAGCUCAGAAGCCGUUCUAUUAUGUGAAGGACCAGAUGACGAAGGGAACCGCUGUACCCUCGUUGGCCGCGACAUUGAUCGACCGUUUGCCAGGUGAUAAUGAUCCAUCACGUCGUGAAGAAGAGAAGAUUGCUCAAGACACCGCUGCCGUUGCAUAUGUAGGCGGGGCCGAUACGACUGUAUCUGCUGUGCAAUCGUUCUUCCUAGCCAUGGCAAUGUACCCCGAAGUGCAGACGAAAGCCCAAGCCGAGAUUGACCAAGUCGUUGGCUGGAAUCGCCUUCCGGAGUUCAGCGAUCGACCUUCGCUUCCCUACAUUAACGCCCUCGUCAAGGAAUCGAUGCGAUGGCAGCUGGUCACACCACUCGCUGUAGGACAUAUGUGCUCGAGGGAUGACGAGUAUAAUGGAUAUUUCAUUCCAAAGGGAACUAUCGUCGUCGGGAAUUCCUGGGCUAUCCUUCAUGAUCCAACUGUCUUCUCAGACCCUCUUGAGUACCAGCCCGAGCGCUAUCUCAAGGAUGGACGGUUAGAUCCGAAUGCUAGAAACCCUGAUGUCGCAGCAUUCGGGUUCGGUCGACGAAUCUGCGCAGGGAGACACAUGAGCGACAACUCACUAUAUGCCAUCGUAUCUUCUGUUCUCGCUGUCUACGACAUCAGACCUCCUCUCGACGAUGAGGGGAACCCUAUCCAACUCAAAGCAGAAGUUACGAGUGGUCUAUUAUCAUAUCCGGUUCCGUUCAAGUGCACCAUCAAACCUCGAUCACCUGCUGCUGAGGCCCUUAUUCGUGACAGCUUUGAGGGAGAUCGUUAG
This is a messenger RNA of Cyclocybe aegerita, 1584 nucleotides long. NCBI's taxonomy places the organism in Eukaryota, Fungi, Basidiomycota, Agaricomycetes, Agaricales, Hemipholiotaceae. The record is from the annotation of a GenBank genome assembly.